AUGGCUUCUGCAUCAGCGUCUAAGUAUAAUUCACACUCCUUGCUGAAUGCAUCCAUGAAGAAGGUAUCUCAAGAUGAAGUCAAUCAAGAUUUCUUGUUCAGUGAUGUCCUGUGGAGGAAGUUCUGUAAGAAGAGAUGGCUCUUCUGUGACAUGGCCAACCCACACCUCCUGGGCACAGAGACAUGGAAGCAGUUCUAUGUUUACCGAACAUGGCAAGAACACACUACGUCCCGGGCAAAGCCAGAAGAAUUCACCUACAAGGAAAUUCCUGCAGAGUAUGGGGUCCGGGCAUAUGCAUGUUAUCUCUCAGGGUGUGACUUAACAAGAAACGGACAAGCCAAGUCCCUCAUCUGUAUGGUGACUUCCGUGAACAGGAUUUGCACCUGGGAUAUUCAUGAGGGCAUUAGGACUUGGGAAAGCCCAGGAAAUCCCAUCAUUAUCAAGUGGUUGACCACCCUCCCUGAGAUGCACAUGGCAGUCACUGUAGAUGUAGAAUCAACUAUCAAACUGUGGGACUGUCAGAGUAGGGAAGCUCUGGUGACAAACAACCUGUUCUUUUGCUGUCAAUCACUGAAAGCUGCCGAUACCAAGGAUGGCCCAAUUGUCUUGGAAGGAGAUACCUCGGGUAACCUCUAUGUCUUUAGGAUUCCCGACUUACACCUCAUUUCCAGAGUCAAUGUAUUCCCAUACGGUAUUGAUGAAAUCUACUGCUCUCCUCAGAAGAAAUGGGUCUUUCUGAUUAGGAAACACCCACAAAUCUUGCCAAAGGUGUUUUACAUGAACAGCUUACUGAGGACAUCAGAAUUCUCUGCUCCUGGGUCUACCAAUCUCAAAUUUUCAUUUUGCAAAAGAGCCUUCUGGACCCCAAGAAGGGAAGACAGGAUAACCCUGAUGUCCAUGAGUGUCCCCCCAAUAAACACAAAAUUUGUCACAUUUGAUAUGAAGCUGGAACAGAUAGCAACAGAAACAAUUGUUAAAGGCUGCCUCCCCAUGGCCAAGGACCUGGACUUGUCAGACUUCUCCACUGUGCUGUGGAAGACUUUGUAG
Apodemus sylvaticus (European woodmouse) is the source of this 1047-nucleotide messenger RNA. RefSeq names its product F-box/WD repeat-containing protein 15-like. The transcript is spliced from 8 exons. Bases 1 to 1047 code for a protein of 348 amino acids. Gene Ontology annotation, molecular function: protein binding. The record is from RefSeq and is a predicted model, not a curated record. Lineage: Eukaryota; Metazoa; Chordata; Mammalia; Rodentia; Muridae.